Molecule: messenger RNA, 5199 nt
Organism: Leptosia nina
Lineage: Eukaryota; Metazoa; Arthropoda; Insecta; Lepidoptera; Pieridae
Source: the annotation of a GenBank genome assembly
AUGUCGGUGUCGGACGCACAUCGUGAUUAUCAACAUCUGCUCUUCCUGUUUGUUAUCGUAGCCGGUCUAGUGGAAUAUACUCGAGUCGUGGAUAGGUCGGGUGCUACAUGCAUUGCAUUGCCGUCAGGUGCGCUCUUUGUAUGCGCGGGGAGAACUGGGGAGACCAUUUCCAUCCUUCGUCUCUCUCCUCACACCCGCAUUGCCGUUCACUUGUUGCUACGUUGUGCUACGCCGCUGCGAGACUGGCGCGCCCGGCCGCCUCCCCCCUCCACCGGCAACUACUCCGGGUUUCAGUUCUUUGUGCGCCAUCAAGUAUCUUCCGAUUUACAUUACCGUACGAAAAGUGCCGCAAAGAGUGCGAGUGCAAGUGAUGUGGUCGAAGUCAGUGAGGAAAAGUGCGUAAUACCGGAAGUGAAGGAUAAGAGUGGUGAAGUGAAGAGUGAAGUGAGUGUGGGCGCGGAUGUUGCCAGCGCCGUGGCCUCCGAGGAGGACGAUUGUGUGAUAGUGAGCGCGCGAGAUGCGGACGAUCGCUCCGACUCGGGCGUGAGUGGUGUGCGAUCGGGUGGGUCCGCGAGUUCCGUGGAGGAGUGGCGCGGGAUGGCGCAUGGGUACGGCGGUGGGCCGCCCCCGCCCCUGCUGCAUCUGCCGCCCCCUCCGCCGCCCUCGCUAUAUGCGGGCGAGCUGCUCUGGAAGCAGCGCUACCAGCCGCCGCUGCACGCGCCGCUGCACCACGCCAUAGCGGAUGACUAUCUUGCGGCGGCAAACUUCGACAGAGAGAGACAUGAAAGACUGCUACGGGAACGAAGGGAUCAGGAGCAAAGGGAACUUGAAAAACAACAGAAAGAAAAAGAAAGGGAACGGAUAGAAAGGGAAAGAGAACGUGAAAGAGAAAGAGAAAAGCAAGAACGAGAAGAAAAGGAGAGAAGAGAACAAGAGAAUGCGGCGUCAAAAUUAGUGUCAAGACAUUUUGAGGAAUCUCUGAGGCUAGCCAACCAGAAGCGCGAGCGCAGCAUGUCGUGGUCGCUACUGAAUAACAUAGCGCCGAAUAGGGGAGGUCCCGACUUUCACAAACUGAAUAUACACAGCACAAUCCACAUGCUCCUCACGCACCCCAUUCCCAACAUACCCCUCGACAUCCACUUUCCAAACCAGACAAACCACCUCAGCACCCUGGUCUACCUAAAAGUGAACCAAACUUUGCCUCCUACAACUAUCCCCCCUUACCGAUACGAUAAGCUCAAGGACCAACAUUUACCCGCUCCACCGCCUCUGGUUCCUGAAAAGAAUUCUGUGAUAGUGAAGCACGAUGCCAAACAGAUACACUUGGAACAAAAGCAUCCAUACCCCAGCAAGCCAAGAAGUGAACCGGCUCCACACUACCUCUCGAGACCAUAUCGGACUGGAUUAUCACCACACGCACCUCCACAUCCUCAUCCGGCAUUACAAACGCAGCCUCACGCAGCUCUUCCUGCACAGGAUAAGAAUCGCAGAUUAUACCAACCACCCCCACCCCAAAGAUCUCCGGCAGGAUAUUAUCAAACGGCGCCUCCAGUUAAACCAAAAGUUUCAAGUCCUGCGCCGCCUCAUAUUUACGGAAAACCAAGCAAUUCACCCAGUCCUGCACAUUUUGGCAUCGCAGUAGAACCUCCAUUACAAUUAACGAAAGCAGAACUCCCUCCUGUACCAUAUCCUCCACCAUCUGCGUAUUCUCCUGCACCUAGAACGAGGCCACCUCCUGUCGCGCAUUCAAGAACACCUGAACCCAGGCCACCGCCGCGAGCUCAUGGUGAUACGGCAACCUCGACUUCUCCAUGUCAAACACAGCCUUUAGAUCUUGGUGUUACACGGGAAGACCCCGAUCGGUUGUCUCCGAGAAGGCGUUGUCCUUUCGAGUCGGGCGAUGCGGAAACAAAGAGGCGAAGACUAGAUAGUCCAGCUCCUGAGCCCCUCAUCGCAGCGGCCGCAAGUGUAGGACGGACACCAUUAGGUUCUGAACCGGCCCCUCAAGCGCCCGGUCCUCCUUGCGAUGUACGAGUUCCUUCUGCUGACGGCAGUGUGGAAACACCAGAAAAAGCUGCGGGUGCUUCACCGGCUCCACAAAUAACUCCGUCUGCAAGUCCCGCACCUGUAACAAUACCACAAAUACCCUCAUCACCUCCAAUGAGCACUACGUCGACGCCGCCUGCACCGCCUGCUACGCCGCCCGUCACCACUGUUGCUGACAGCGAAACGCCGGCAAAAAUUGCGUCUCCUAGUCCUCGGGAUAGUCCUGCCCCGGUUAGACAUUUAGGAAAGAAAGCUUGGUUACAAAGGCAUGAAACCGCACCCAUUGGAGAAGGAGACUGCUCUGGCGGCGGAGGAUCCUGCGUAACCCUACCCAUGACGAUUAGUAGGGUCUCUGAACCGGACGAUUCAAGUUCGAAUAUAGUUAUACCCGUUGCAGCUAAAUCUAUUCAAAGAGGGGCGCGUAAAACUUCAAAACCUAGGAAACCAAAAGAGGUAAACGGUCGCGUUGAAGAUGCAGAGGAAGAUAGUUCGAGUUCAGAUAGAGAACCUAGUUCUCCACCAAAACGUAAGCCACCGAAAGCAAAACGAAAAAAAGGAGCUGUGAAAAAAGCUAAUGAUGAGCCUAAGAAAAAAAAAGCUUCUGAAAGUGGUAGUGAAAGUGAUAAAGAGAGUGAUGAUAAAGACUCUGAUUCUGGUGGCAGCGGGAGCGGUAGCGGAAGUACAUCUAGUAAGCGGGGAGGCAGCAGAGCUAGAGGUAGACGAACGCGGGGUGGCGGUCGCGGGGGGCGGCGGAGAGAGGAUCCUCCUAGAAGGACACCAUCCAGUGCACGCCCGAAGACAACCACAGAGUCCUUUCUUCAGAACGGACCGUGUUUUGAGGUCGCCCCUAGACUAGCCAAGUGCCGCGAGUGCCGAUGGUCACCCGCUCAGCGCGACAAAGAUAUGCCGAACAUAUUUUGCCGCUUCUACGCUUUUCGAAGACUGAAAUAUGCAAAGAAUAGACAAUUAGCUAUAGCCGGAUUUUCCGACCCCUACAAAGAUGCUGAAGAGGAUGAUAAGAAGUUGUGGUUAUCUUCUUCAAUGGGAGCCGCUGAAUUAGACAUAGAAAUGAGUUGUUUCUUAUUACGAGAGAUCGGUGAUCAAUUCUGUGAAUUGUUACAACAAGAAAAGGAAGCAGAAUCGCAUCAUCUAAAUGAAGAUAAGACAAUUGCGUGGAAGCGCGUCGUUCAAGGUGUGAGAGAAAUCUGCGACGUCUGCGAGACCACACUUUUCAACUUCCAUUGGACCUGUGGGAAGUGCGGCUUCGUUGUCUGCCUUGAUUGCUAUAAGUCAAAAACAUCUGGAGAAUCAGGCGCGAGUCCAGCCAGUGAUUCAAAUAAUUCCACAAACGCCGCCACUAAUGGAGAACGAGAUUCAUUUGGUUGGUUAACAUGUACAUCUGGUGGAGCCCACCCUGCGCGCCGGCUUCUCUUAACGCAGAUAGCUGCUGGCGGUGCUUUGGCAGCUGCAGCCUCAAGGGCGCAUCGCGUAAGAGCGGCCUUCUCGCUGCCGCCUUGUACCUGCGGCUAUAAUACAGAGCCACCCGCCCAUCACAAGGCAGCUGCUAGGCUAUUGUUACAACGGGCUUUACAAAAGAACAUUAAAAAAGAAGAUGUGAAAGAAGAAACCAGUCCUGUAAACGGUUCGCCCGUGAAAUCUGAGAAUGGCAAAACCGGAAGUUCUGUAGUCAGCUGGCUUACCGACAUUCCUAUCAAGUCGGAUGUAAAAUCAGACAAGUCAGACUCAAGUUCUUCGGAUUCCGAAGAGAGUGGAAAUUAUUCUACGCUUCGGGAGCUAUUAAUACGACCAGCGCCGGAAGGAGGCGAAACACAACCUAAGAAGAAGCAAAAGAAGAACAAGGGUGAUUUACUCGAUGACGUCAUCUCGAGCGUUAUCGAUGAAAAGAAAGAUGACGAGAAUGACGUUAAGCCUUUUGCCCUGUCCAAUGUUGUUAAACGGUAUGAAAGAGGUCGUGGCAGGGAGGAGUUGCCUGUCCGCAUCAUGACGCUCACAGAGUCGAAGGUCCUGUACCCAGACGUACCGCACUCUUGGUUGUGUGAUGGAAAACUAUUGCACUUGACAGACCCAAUGCACGCUGGCAAUUACAAACCCUUUCAGGACCAGUGGAAGCGUGGCCAACCCGUCUUAGUAUCAGACGUCUCCAGUCUUCUCGAUAAAGAUCUCUGGUCACCUGAAAGUUUCUCCCGAGAUUUCGGUGACACACGAGUAGACCUAGUCAACUGUGCAUCUGGACUAGUGGUGCCAAAUCAGCCCGCUAGCAAGUUCUGGGAUGGGUUCCAAUUAGCUGCCAAGCGGCUUCGGGACGAACGUGGUGCUCCCAUGGUUCUUAAACUCAAAGACUGGCCUCCUGGUGAAGAUUUCGCCGAAUUACUUCCAACAAGAUUCGACGAUUUAAUGAGAGUAUUGCCUCUUAGUGAAUACACCUCACGAAACGGAAAACUUAACCUCGCUGCUAGGUUACCGGAAUGCUUCGUUCGACCAGAUUUGGGUCCAAAAAUGUAUACAGCUUAUGGAGGAGCUGGUGGAACAACCAACCUUCAUUUAGACGUCAGUGACGCGGUUAAUGUGAUGGUACAUGCUAGCGCCCCAGCUGAUGCGCAAGAGAGGGCCAGGGAGGCAGCGAGAGCUGCAGAGGAAGCGGGUGUAGACGUUCUCUCUCGUAAGAGAGCAAGAGUAAAACCACCGGCUGCCCUGUGGCAUAUAUACGCGGCUAAAGAUGCGGACAAAAUCCGCGAUUUCCUAGUCAGAGCUGAAUUAGAGCGUGGAGCGAGACCGCGCCCACAGCACGAUCCAGUCCACGAUCAGACUUGGUACUUAGACGCUACCUUGCGGGAACGUCUGUACAGAGAAUACGGUGUGGAGGGCUAUGCGAUACUCCAGUGCCCGGGAGACGCUGUGUUUGUGCCGGCCGGAGCGCCGCAUCAAGUACGGAAUCUGCUGGACUGUAUAAAAGUGGCAGAGGACUUCGUCUCCCCUGAGAACGUGUCGCGGUGCUUUGAGCUGGCGCAACAAUUCCGGCGGUUGUCUCGGCAACACGCCAACAAGGAGGACAAGCUGCAGAUCAAAAAUAUCGUGUACCACGCGGUAAAGGACUCCCUCUGCUGCCUCGAGGAGGCCCUCGCUGAGAAGUGA